Messenger RNA from Suillus subaureus, 981 nucleotides. RefSeq names its product UreD-domain-containing protein. The record is from RefSeq and is a predicted model, not a curated record. The transcript is spliced from 2 exons. Bases 1 to 981 code for a protein of 326 amino acids. Gene Ontology annotation, molecular function: nickel cation binding. Lineage: Eukaryota; Fungi; Basidiomycota; Agaricomycetes; Boletales; Suillaceae.
AUGUCCUCCACGGCUGGAGAGGACAUCACUGUGGGCACUGGACAUAUCAGCUGUGAUCUACAUUCAUCAACUGUCGUCUUUUCGAAGCUCUCGUCGUCAUACCCGCUUAAGCUCUUAUCACCUAGAGUUGCAGAACAUGGGGUUGCUAUAGUAUACGUGAUGAGCUAUGGCGGUGGUCUGGUUGGCGGGGACUGCAUGCAACUUAUCGUCGAAGUAGGAAAAGAAUGCAAGCUCUUACUACUCUCACAGGGAUCUACCAAAGUUUUCAAAACGCGCGCUGGCAACAGAGCAUCCACGCGUUUUCGAAGAUCUUCUUCCCAACCAACUCCAAGCAGUCCGAGUCUACAAGCAGUCACGACUCAAUCCAUGGAAGUCACCAUAGCUCCUGACAGCGCGCUCUUCCUCCUCCCCGACCCUGUCACGUGCUUCCGCUCUGCAUCUUAUACCCAAGUGCAAACAUUCCAUCUUGCUGGGAGCGCGUCGAUUGUGUUGCUAGACUGGAUUACCUCAGGGCGCAGGUCUAUGGGGGAGGACUGGGAUUUCCUCCGGUAUUACAGCGUUAACGAAGUUUUCAUAGAAGGCCGACGCGUCGCACGGGACGUUUUACUGCUAGAUAACUCGUCCCUUGAUACCCAAACUGCGUCUGAGUCCUGCUCGUCAAAUCAUACUAGCCGCGCACCACUUCGGAUGCUCAAAGAUAGGCUUGCGCCCUAUUCAUGCUAUGCCAUGCUACUUCUUUAUGGGCCCCGGACACAUGAUGUCGUGACUGACUUGCAGGCAAAGUACCGCACUAUUUCUAUUUUCAAGCGUGCCGCCCCGGAGAGGUUCCUUUGGUCCCUGACUCCUGUAGAUGAUGGCAAAGGCGCGGUUGUAAGAGCUGCUGGGGUUGAUACGGAGGACGUGAAGAAUUGGUUCAGGGAGGCACUUAGGGGACUGGAAGUCGUUGUUGGGAUUGAUGAAUAUCGUAAAGUGUUCCUUUGA